Aspergillus ibericus CBS 121593 is the source of this 642-nucleotide messenger RNA. RefSeq names its product carbonic anhydrase. The transcript has 2 exons. The record is from RefSeq and is a predicted model, not a curated record. The coding region runs from base 1 to 642 and encodes 213 amino acids. Gene Ontology annotation, cellular component: cytoplasm. Gene Ontology annotation, molecular function: zinc ion binding; carbonate dehydratase activity. Lineage: Eukaryota; Fungi; Ascomycota; Eurotiomycetes; Eurotiales; Aspergillaceae. Gene Ontology annotation, biological process: cellular response to carbon dioxide; carbon utilization; cellular response to oxidative stress.
AUGGCAGUCACAGACGUAUACAUCUCCGCCCUCGACCACAACAAGGAAUGGGCGGCGAAAAUCGCCCAAGAAGACCCAACUUUGUUCGCCACCCUCGCUAUCGGCCAACACCCCCAGAUCCUCUGGAUCGGGUGUUCGGAUUCGCGCUGUCCGGAAACCACCCUCCUGGGGCUCAAGCCCGGCGAUGUCUUCGUCCACCGGAACAUCGCCAACAUCAUCCACGCGACGGAUCUCAGUUCCUCGGCCGUGAUUGAGUACGCGGUCCGUCAUCUGCGAGUCAAGCACGUCGUGCUGUGCGGACAUACUAGCUGUGGUGGUGUGGCUGCCGCGCUAGGAAACAAGCCCUUGGGCAUUCUGGAUCCGUGGUUGCUGCCUCUUCGACAGAUCCGGUCGCUACAUCUGAAGGAAUUGCAGGGGAUGUCAGCGACGGAGGCGAGUUUGCGAGUGGUGGAGUUGAAUGUCCAGGAGGGGAUCAAGCUGUUGAAGCAGAAGGAUGUCGUGUUGGAGGCUAUUGAGAAACGCGGACUGCAGGUCCAUGGGUUGAUCUAUGAUGUGGCCUGUGGCGUGCUUCGUGAGUUGGAUAGCAAUGAGCCGGAGGAGGCGAUUAAGGCGAGACUUGCGUCGUUUAAGCUGGAGGCUUAA